This is a messenger RNA of Nothoprocta perdicaria, 5897 nucleotides long. RefSeq names its product rearranged L-myc fusion (gene RLF). The transcript is spliced from 8 exons. Gene Ontology annotation, biological process: regulation of transcription by RNA polymerase II. NCBI's taxonomy places the organism in Eukaryota, Metazoa, Chordata, Aves, Tinamiformes, Tinamidae. Gene Ontology annotation, molecular function: DNA binding; DNA-binding transcription factor activity, RNA polymerase II-specific. The coding region runs from base 1 to 5721 and encodes 1906 amino acids. Gene Ontology annotation, cellular component: nucleus. The record is from RefSeq and is a predicted model, not a curated record.
AUGGCGGACGCUGAGGCCGAGGUGGUUCCGCGGCCUGAGAUGCAGCGGCUGGUGGCGACGCUCCGCGCGCGCCUCUGGCAGCUGCAGGCGGAGCUGCGCGAGCAGGAGGUGUCCGAGGCCUCGUCCCGGGGCUACUGCCGCGGCUUCUGCCAGACAUUGCUUCAGUAUGCAGGCAGUCGGGGCGCGUCGGAACAUGUUUUGCCUUUUUUGGAAGUCUAUCGAAUCUCCAUCCAAAGCUUUGCUAAUGCACGACCUUACUUGACUACAGAAUGUGAAGAUGUGCUUUUGGUACUUGGCAGGCUAGUGCUGAGCUGUUUUGAGCUACUGCUUUCAAUCCCUGAAAGUGAAUUGCCACCUGAAGUAUGGUUAGGAUUCCAUCAGUCCAUACAGGAUUCACAUGAUGCUUUAUUGGAAUUUGGGAAUAAUAACCUUCAAGUAUUGGUGGAUAUCACAAAGGAAGGAGUAUGGAAAAAUCCAGUUCUUCUUAAAAUUCUGUCCCAGCAGCCAGUAGAAACAGAGGAAGCUAAUAAAUUGAUUACACGAGAAGGGCCUUCCUUUCUGCAGAUGCGAAUAAAGCACUUGAUGAAGUCAAACUGCAUCCCACAAGCUACUGUCUUAUCAAAAUUGUGUGCAGAUUCUUCAGAAAUUGCAAAUGCCUCUUCUUUUCGCCAAGCCUACAUCACCUGUGUGUGUUCUAUGCUGCCUAAUGAAGACUCCAUUAAGGAGAUUGCAAAGGUGGAUUGCAAGGAAGUACUGGACAUCAUAUGUAAUCUGGAAUCUGAAGGACAAGAAAACACUGCGUUUGUUCUUUGUACAACGUACCUUACUCAUCAGCUUCAAACAGCGAAUGUAUAUUGCUCUUGGGAACUGACACUUUUCUGGAGCAAAUUGCAAAGAAGAAUUGAUCCAUCUUUGGAUUCCUUUUUGGAAAGAUGUCGUCAGUUUGGCAUUAUUGCCAAAACACUACAGCAUUUAUUUUUCCUGAUAAGAGUCAUACAAUCUGAAGCAGAAGAAGCAGGACUUGCUGUGUCUGUUUUGUUAUGUGUGAGAGCCCUUCAGAUCAGAUCAAAUGGAAGUGACGAAAUGAAGACAUCUGUAUGUAAAACGAUCGCAUGCCUUYUACCAGAAGACCUUGAAGUCAGAAGAGCAUGUCAGCUUACCGAGUUCUUACUUGAGCCAACUUUGAGUGGAUUUAAUGUGUUGGAAGAGCUGUAUAUGCAACCAGAUCAAAAAUUCGAUGAAGAAAAUGCACUGGUCCCCAACUCGCUCCGUUGUGAGCUGCUGUUGGCUUUAAAAGCAUAUUGGCCAUUUGAUCCUGAAUUUUGGGACUGGAAGACUUUAAAGCGACAUUGCCUUAAAUUGUUAGGGAAAGUAGCUUCUGAUUCUGAGGAUGAUGUAAGUUGUAAUAUGUCAAUCAAUGAAACCGACCUCUUAGAUAGUUUCUUAAGUGACUAUGAUGACACGAAAGAACAUAAAUAUUAUGAUGGAAAAGAUUCAAUAAAUAAUCCUAAAGAGAAAGUAAGAGUAAAAAAGCCAAUUGGUUCUUCAGAAAGAUACCAGAGAUGGCUUCAGUACAAAUUCUUUUGUGUGCUGUGCAAAAGGGAGUGUAUAGAGGCUCGAAUACUGCACCAUUCCAAGAUGCACAUGGAAGAUGGUAUUUACACAUGUCCUGUGUGUACAAAGAAGUUCAAAAGAAAGGAAUUUUUUGUACCGCAUGUAAUGGAACAUGUUAAAAUGCCACCUAGUCGAACACACAGGCCGAAGAAGAAAAUAAUACUGAAAAAAGAGAGAUCGCCACAAAAGACAAUAUCUUCCAGCAGCUCCUGCCCGGCACUUCAGGAAAAGCUGCAUCAGCCCCAACUGUCUGAAAACCUAGAAAGCGACGCACAUGAAUAUGUCACAUUCAGCCAGUUGGAAAACUGCCAGCUACAAGACAGAGACAUCUACCCAUGCCCCGGCACAGAUUGUUCGAGGGUAUUUAAACAGUUUAAAUACUUAAGUGUACAUCUAAAAGCCGAACAUCAGAACAACGAUGAGAAUGCCAAACACUACUUGGAUAUGAAAAACAGGAGAGAGAAAUGUGCUUUCUGUCGCCGGCACUUCAUGACAUCCUUCCAUCUGCGGGAGCACGAACGAGUGCACUGUGGUCCUCAGCCUUAUAUGUGUGUGUCAAUGGAUUGUUAUGCCAGGUUUGGGUCCGUUAAUGAGCUUCUUAAUCACAAACAAACACACGAUGAUCUUCGUUACAAAUGUGAACUAAAUGGCUGUAAUAUUGUUUUCAGUGACUUAGGGCAGCUUUACCAUCACGAGGCACAGCACUUCAGAGAUGCAUCAUAUACAUGCAACUUUUUUGGUUGCAAAAAGUUUUAUUACUCAAAAACUGAAUUUCAGAACCACCUUGCAAUGCAUAACAUCGCCGUGUCAAACGGGGACGGGAAGCAAACGGUGAAACGUGAAGAGUCUGUUUCAAAAGACAAGUUCAGUUAUCUUCCAGAGUCUCAGCUGGUUGAACAAUCUGAAAGCUCCAGUCCAAAUGAAAACCUGGAUCCCACGAGCUCUCAGGAAAUUCCACAGAUCAAGGAAGAAGAGCUCUCCGACAGUGAAGACCUAGACAGUGAAAGUACUUGCAGUGUUCACUGUGGGAACCACAGCACAGCUGUAAACCAAAGCCAGGUGUCUCCUUUAUUGACUGAAACAGGGGCUCACAAUCAAACGGCUCCAGAUUUUCUCGUGUCCCAGGAAGGAGUCUUCCAUUCAGCAGAUGUGAAAGAACAGUGCUCCGGUGAGGCAGUUUGCCUCGAUGGAAAAAGCUUCUCUUGUGGCUUUGAAGGAUGCUGUGCAACACACAAACACGCCAGAAGUAUGCAGAAACAUCUUCGUAGGGCCCACCCAUAUAACUUCAAAGGUAAAAAAAAGAUGGAGAUGAAAACUAAAGACUUUCUGAACCUGCUGAGUGWUGCUCCGGGCAGUAAAUCCCCCAGAGACAUUGGUACGGAGUUGGAUCAGAAUUCAGAUACAAAUGCUGAUUCUCCAGAAAGCCUCUAUUACAAUAAAGGAAACAAUGGCCUGAAAGAAGAAAAUUAUCCUUCUUCCCCAGAAGCAUCUUUUUAUGACAGUUCUAAAGUAUCAAAUAUUGAAGACAAUAUGCUGGAACUACUCUUAGGCUUGAAACAUCUCAGCUUAAAAAAUUCCAAUAUUCAGAAUUCUUCAAGACACAAGCCUUUUUUGGGCUCCUUACAGUCCUAUUCAUCUAGGGAUACCAAGUGCCCUGAGUCAGGAGUAGAAGAAGCUACCUCAAAAUUUCAGUUUCAAGAAGAAGAAAACUUACCCAGCCAGUAUCUCACCCAGCUGGCAGCCAAACCAUUUUUCUGUGAAUGUCAAGGAUGUACUUGUGAAUUCGUGACCAGAGAAGCUCUCUUAAUGCAUUAUGUUAAAAAGCAUAACUAUUCAAAAGAGAUGGUUCUUCAGUUAAACAUGUUCCAGCAUCGGUACUCACCAUUCAAGUGUCAUAUUUGCCAAAGAUCAUUUACAAGAAAAACACAUCUUAGAAUUCACUAUAGAAACAAACAUCAAAUUGGCUGUGAGAGGAUGACACACAAGGUCUGCUCUAAUGAUAAACUUGAUCAUGUAAGUUUAUGUACAGAGGACAUACAUAAUACUGUGCCAACAGCUGUCUCUGCAACCAAGGUUGAAUUCAUUGAACACUCAGACCACUCGGAACAGCUUUAUCGUCCCAAAAAGGAAGACUGUAGUUCUGAAACCGAUUUGGAGUCCAGUGAAGAGACAGACAGCAGCAUAACAAGAAAAACGUCUAACCUGGCUUCUCUGGACAGUCACAGGGAAGAACUGGAGGCAAGAGAGGGAAGAGGAAGCAAAAGAACAGUUGCUAAAGGAAACUUAUGCUACAUAUUGCAUAAGUACCACAAACCAUUUCAUUGUAUUCAUAAAAGCUGCAACUCUGCUUUUACCAACCAGAAAGGUUUGAUUCGUCACUAUAGGACCGUUCACCAGUAUAACAAGGAACAGCUCUGCUUAGAAAAAGACAAAGCAAGAACAAAAAGGGAACUUGUCAAAUGUAAAAAAAUAUUUGCAUGCAAGUACAAAGAGUGUGGUAAGCGUUUUCUGUGUUCUAAAGCCCUUGCUAAGCAUUGUAGUGACUUCCACGAUGAACAUAUAGAAGAUCAAAAAGUGCUUUCUGAAGCUGAAUCUGCAAGAUUUGCUUGUAACCAAGCCCAUUGCCCUGCUGUAUUUGUUACUUUUAAUAAGCUAAAACAGCACCUGGUAGAAGAACAUGCCAGUGCAGAAAAAAUAAACAAAGAUUUUGAAAUCCAUUGUGACCUUAAUGGCUGUGAUCGAAUUUUCACCAAUUACAGUCACUACUCUCAACAUGUGUAUUUCCGACAUAGUGAAUACUAUGAUAGUCUCUUUGGAAAUCAAAAAGAGGAGCAAGAUGAUCUUGAUAAGGAUAAAAAUGAACAAAAUUAUUUGAAAGACAAUUUUGACAUGAACAAGCAGAAUGGGAAGCAGAUAAAAGAAAAACCUAAAAGAAUUAGCAAAAGCAAAGAAAAGCAUUUGAUUAAUUUGAAAACAAAAGAGGAAGCCCUACAAAUGUGCAAAGAGAAGUCCAACCAGACCCAGUACCCUUGCAUGGUUCAGGGAUGUAUGUCCGUUGUGAAACUGGAAAGCAGUAUAGUGAGGCAUUACAAACGCACACAUCAGAUGACCAAUAUAUAUAUAGAGCAACAGAUCCAGAAACUGGUUGUUUGUGUUAAAUGUGGCACAAUGACAGAAAAACAGUCCUCAUCUGACACAGCUUCAGGUGGGGAUAAAAAAGGCACAAAAGUUAAAGAGGAGAAAUCAGCUCACUCUGUGCAGGAAAGUCAAAAAUCUCUCACUGCAAAUACUGAUCAGGACCAUCAAGGUGUAAGCAGUGACGACCAAAAAAGAUGUUCAGCAGGUAGUGUGGGCUUCGAUACGAGUGCCUUUAUGUAUUCGGGCACCUUAAAAUAUAACCACAGUUCAAAAACUAGCAGUUUUGAAGAGCAUAACUUAAGGGAGUCCGUGAGGUGUAAAACAGGAGAUGUAUCUGAAAACAGUGAAGGUGGCUCUUAUUUCUCCAACGUACAGUUAGAGUUGCCAAGGGAGAAAGACGGAGAGGGACGUGAACAUAGCACAGAUACCCAAAAUGCAAAAAGAAACGUACGUUGUACUACGAAGGACAAAUUACAGAAGCAACCCCUGUCCAGACCAUUUGACUUAAAGACGUAUAAACCAAUGGGAUUUGAGUCUUCAUUUUUAAAGUUUAUUCAGGAAAGUGAGGGAAAAGAGGAUGACGAUGAUGAUUUUGAUGAGGUGGUGGAAUGGGAGUCUCCUGAGCAGUUUCCAGUUGAUGGAAUCUUGCAAAAAGACGGAGACUCUCGACGGGAUCGGGAUGCGCCAGUAAACAGCUUUGUGAAGGAGAAAAAUGCAGUCGGACCCCAAAACAAUCAUGGGCGGCUAACAGAAAUACAGCCCAUCAUUUCAGAAUCGUCAUCUGCCCCUUCUUUAGAAAACUUGAGGGCUAUCUUGGACAAGGCAUUAAUGGACUGUGGAGACCUUGCCUUAAAACAGCUUCAUUACUUAAGACCGGUAGUUGUUCUGGAAAGAUCCAAGUUUUCCACGUCCCUUAUUGAUCUAUUUCCAACAAAAAAGGCYGAUGAGCUUUGUGUAGGAAGUACAUAAGUAGUUUUGCUUAGAACAGAUUGCCUCCACUACUGUUACAUGGGGAGAAUUUCAAAUUAGAGCAGAAACUGUUACAGAACACACUGUUUAGGUUAGUUUGGACUGUUUAAUUCCAUGAAUGUAUAAUAUCUGUCAAAAAGUACUGGCCAAGUUAAUUUAGCUCCCCUUUUUUUUUU